Molecule: messenger RNA, 2510 nt
Organism: Cebus imitator (Panamanian white-faced capuchin)
Lineage: Eukaryota; Metazoa; Chordata; Mammalia; Primates; Cebidae
Gene: RBM46
Product: RNA binding motif protein 46
Exons: 5
Coding region: 171-1772 (533 amino acids)
Cellular component (GO): nucleus
Molecular function (GO): mRNA binding
Source: RefSeq, a predicted model, not a curated record
GGGAAACGAGUGGAGGCACGAGGGCAGGCGCGAGCUGCCGGUGGGCUCCCUUCCCCCUUCGGCGACCCCCGCUCUGACCGACUGGUCCCCGAAACGGUGGCGGCGGUUUGUGGUCGUUGGUCCCUGAGAUUUAGGACCAACAUUUGGAGACCCGACGGGGAACUGUAACCAUGAAUGAAGAAAAUACUGAUGGAACAAACGGAUGCAGUAAAGUUCGAACUGGUACUCAGAAUGAAGCAGCAUUACUUGCUUUGAUGGAAAAGACUGGUUAUAACAUGGUUCAGGAAAAUGGACAAAGGAAAUUUGGUGGUCCUCCUCCAGGUUGGGAAGGUCCCCCCCCACCUAGAGGCUGUGAAGUUUUUGUAGGAAAAAUACCUCGUGAUAUGUAUGAAGAUGAGUUAGUUCCUGUAUUUGAAAGAGCUGGGAAGAUAUAUGAAUUUCGACUUAUGAUGGAAUUUAGUGGUGAAAAUCGAGGUUAUGCUUUUGUGAUGUAUACUACAAAAGAAGAAGCCCAGUUAGCCAUUAGAAUUCUUAAUAAUUAUGAGAUUCGACCAGGGAAGUUUAUCGGUGUGUGUGUAAGCUUGGAUAAUUGCAGAUUAUUUAUUGGAGCUAUUCCCAAGGAAAAGAAGAAAGAAGAAAUUUUAGAUGAAAUGAAGAAAGUUACAGAAGGAGUUGUAGAUGUCAUUGUUUAUCCAAGUGCAACUGAUAAGACCAAAAAUCGUGGUUUUGCAUUUGUGGAAUAUGAAUCUCACAGAGCUGCUGCUAUGGCAAGGAGGAAACUAAUUCCAGGAACAUUUCAACUAUGGGGCCAUACCAUUCAGGUAGAUUGGGCUGACCCCGAGAAAGAGGUGGAUGAGGAAACUAUGCAGAGAGUUAAAGUUCUCUAUGUAAGAAAUUUAAUGAUCUCAACUACAGAGGAAACAAUUAAAGCAGAAUUCAAUAAAUUUAAGCCUGGUGCAGUUGAACGAGUAAAGAAACUUAGAGAUUAUGCUUUUGUUCACUUUUUCAACCGAGAAGAUGCAGUGGCUGCCAUGUCUGUUAUGAAUGGAAAAUUCAUUGAUGGAGCAAGUAUUGAGGUAACACUAGCUAAACCAGUAAACAAAGAAAACACUUGGAGACAGCAUCUUAAUGGUCAGAUUAGUCCCAGUUCUGAAAAUCUGAUUGUGUUUGCUAACAAAGAAGAGAGCCACCCAAAAACUCUAGGCAAGCUGCCAACUCUUCCUGCUCGUCUCAAUGGUCAGCAUAGCCCAAGUCCACCUGAAGUUGAAAGAUGCACUUACCCUUUUUAUCCUGGAACCAAGCUUACUCCAAUUAGUAUGUAUUCUUUAAAAUCCAGUCAUUUUAAUUCUGCAGUAAUGCAUUUAGAUUAUUAUUGCAACAAAAAUAAUUGGGCACCACCAGAAUAUUAUUUAUAUUCAACAACAAGUCAAGAUGGGAAAGUACUCUUGGUAUAUAAGAUAGUUAUUCCUGCUAUUGCAAAUGGAUCCCAGAGUUACUUCAUGCCAGAUAAACUCUGUACUACCUUAGAAGAUGCAAAGGAACUGGCAGCCCAGUUUACAUUACUUCAUUUGGACUACAAUUUCCGUCGCAGCUCAAUAAAUAGUCUUUCCCCUGUUAGUGCUACCCUCUCUUCUGGGACUCCCAGCGUGCCUCUUUAUACUUCAAGGCCUUAUUCUUAUCCAAGCUAUCCCUUGUCAGCAACAAUAUCACUUGCUAAUGGCAGCCAUGUUGGACAACGACUAUAUAUCUCCAAUCAGGCCUCAUUCUUCUGAAGAAAAUAUUGUAAACAUUAGUAUGAAAAUUUGUGUAAAUUUGUAGUAUGAAAACUUGCAAAUUAAAAUACUGUUUCAUUUUAGAAUCGGGUUUGCACAUUUGGUUUUAAAAAUAUAUUUAUUCAAAAGUACCUAACAGCUAUAAUUCAGAAAAACAUGGAGUUGUAGAAUAUAUAAAAAUGCAAAGUUUAAAAAGUUAGUGGUUUCUUGAUAAAAGUACAGCAAACUACUAUUCUUUUUAAACUUUUGGGAUUUUCUUCUAAUUCCUAAGUGGGCAAUAGAACCUAGUCAUUUUAAGUUAAUUUUUUGCGUAAUUUGCUAAAUAGCGUCUCACAAAUAUUAAAGCACUUGAAGACAAUGGUUAUAGUAGAUUUGAUUACCAAGGAUCACUAUCUGUAUUGGAGAUUAGAACAAUUAUAUGACCAGAAGCAUCUAACCAUUAUGUAGAAAGAAAUGAUGAGACAAAAAGAUUAAGAUACAAAUUUUGUGCAGUAUUAAAGAAAAAGCAGUCUACCAUUGUGGUCCUUGAAAAUAACUGUAGAUAUUUUCAUUGUUAGACACAAAUUAUAAUUUUGCUGUUAAUGUAUUUAAGGAUUUUAUAGUUAAACUUUAUUUGUGUUUUUGGUAUUCUUUGUAUUGUUUUAAUAACAAGUGUUACGGGUUUUUAAUGUUGAAAUCAUGUGUUAAUUUUUGUAUUUGAAUUCAAUUUUUUUGACAUUAAAUAUAUGAUGCUUCUAA